CAGGUAUCCGACCACUACGCCGCCCACUUUCGGCCGUUGGCACGGACGAGAAGUGAGUAUGGAUGUUUUCAGGUCGUUGGGGUAUAUAUAGAGCCACUUGGUCUACAUAGUGCACAUAAUCGUAAUUUCAUAGGUCUCAUCAACGGCAUCCGGGCCAUAUCAAUAUUACCUGUGAGAAAUAUUAUCCCCGACGUUAGCUAUCUAUCAAAGCUCAUCUGUACAUAAAAUGACGGUUGAGAUCCCUUCCCCAGAGUGCCGCUACUGGCUGCUUACGAUGCCUCGCACCGCUUCUAAUAUGUUGGUUCGUGUCCUGAACCUAGACGAGCAAGGAGUCCGACCUGCUCCUUUCAAUGGAGGAUAUUUUUUCUUCUCGAGCAUGGCUUCGCGAUUAAAAUUAUACAACAAGGCAUCGGAGUGGAACCUAAAAGACAUCGAAACGAGCCUCAAGCAGUCAUUCGACGUGCUUCAGGACUACCUCGAGGGUGCUGAAAAGGACGGCCAGAAAGUUUUCGUCAAAGAACAUAUCUCAUUCUUGAACGAUAUAAGUCUCGAGUAUGAGCACAUGUACGGCACAUUGCCUGGGGACAGCUUACCUAGGCCAAUGCCGGCGCGAGGGUUUGCUGAAUCGACUCGAUCUCCGCUUAAUCAAACAAGUCUGCCCGAUGAAUUCCUCAAGACUUGGUAUCCGACUUUUCUCAUCCGACACCCGGCCUUGAUGUUGUCGUCGCUGUACCGUACUGCUCAGGCAGAUAUAGAAGUGUACGGCAGCAAACGUGCCAACAAGGAACCAUUUGAGUUUGAGGCCACUAUGAAGUUUGUCAAAUCUCUCUUCGACUUUUACUCCAACUAUUUCGGAAAUGAUAGCAAGUGGCCAAUCGUUCUCGAUGCUGACGAUGUCAUCAUGUACCCUGAACUUGUAAUGAAGUAUGCUGGCCUUGUCGGACUUUCCCCCGAGAAGCUUCGAUUCUCAUGGGAAAAAACAAGCAAAGAGGAUGUAGAGAAGAUGCACAGCGCUGCUAAGAUUAUGCUUAGCACAAUUAACUCCAGUACUGGGGUCGACAAGGGAAAGGUAGCUGGAAAUAUCGAUAUUGAUGUCGAGGCUGAAAAGUGGAGGGCCGAGUUUGGUGAAGAAGGGGGGAAUAAACUUGAAAAAUGGGUCAGAGACGCGAUGCCUGACUACGAAUAUCUCCGAUCACGAAGGCUGACGGUAUAGGUAAUUUGACAUGUACUGAAUAGUCCCUCUUUCAAUCAACUAUCUAUAGAGAAUAUGUAGCAACAAACAACAGAAACACAUAAAACAAAA
Xylaria bambusicola is the source of this 1303-nucleotide messenger RNA. RefSeq lists its product as uncharacterized. NCBI's taxonomy places the organism in Eukaryota, Fungi, Ascomycota, Sordariomycetes, Xylariales, Xylariaceae. The record is from RefSeq and is a predicted model, not a curated record. Bases 227 to 1213 code for a protein of 328 amino acids. The transcript has a single exon.